Strongylus vulgaris is the source of this 630-nucleotide messenger RNA. NCBI's taxonomy places the organism in Eukaryota, Metazoa, Nematoda, Chromadorea, Rhabditida, Strongylidae. The record is from the annotation of a GenBank genome assembly.
UUUGCUUCAUUUGCUCCACAAUACGAUUCCACGUGGGCAACGCUUACUAAGAGAGAUUCAGAUCUUCUCUUGAGGACGUAUGGUGACCGCGCCACCAUAGCUGACGUAAUGUCAUUGAGAAAUAUGGUUGAAGACGCUGGAGCACAUUUCAUAAAGGUGGUGGAUGAUCUGCUUGAUACUCUUACCGAUGGAGAGCAUUCAAGGACGAUGAUUGCAGAGGAAGUCAAGCCAAAGGACAAUGAAGACAUUUCCGAGUUGCUUUCUGAAGUGGAAUCAUUGGAAAAUCUCGGUGUAGAUGUCUCGUUUGUCAAGGACAUAAGGGAAAAUAUGGCUAUCAACAAAGCUAAUGACAUCCAGUCUCAACUUGAUAUGAGUGGACGUGCAGUGUUAGAUCUUGCGCGUUUGCAAAACAAACGUUUAUCGCAACCGCCCCCAGUAACUCUUACUCAAGUUCCCGCCCCGACCGUGGUAGAAACACAAUUGGCUGGAAAUGUACAGCAACAACUAGCCACUCAAGUUGCUGCGCAUGCUCCUCCUGGCGAGAUCGUAUCCGCCCCUGCUAUCCACAAUGCAAUUGGAAUGCAAGAUGAGUUAGACAUGGAUAUCUUUGGCGAAUUCUUCGUGACAUAA